AUGUGCUUUAGUUGCAACAGAUUUUACAACCUCAAUGAAAGAAAGCCGAUUGCUUUGCCUUGUACUGAUGCCAUUUGUCUACAAUGCUACUCAAUGCAAAAGGAUUCUGUUUAAAACAACCAAAUUUCAUGUCCUUUUGACAACUCUCAUCAUUUCGAUAAAAAGGUGCAAAUCCAACCAUCUGCUUUCAUUAUAAGGCUACUUUAGCAAUUCGACUACUAUAACAUAAAGUGCGAUGAGCAUUAGAAUGAAAGCGCAUUUGUCUAUUGCAAAGACUUAAACAAAAUUGUUUGUAGCAAAUGCUUAGCUAUAGACCCACAUUCUCAUUACAUCACAGAUAAGACUAGACAUUUCGAAUUUUAAAGAGGAUAUCUUGAAGAUUCAUUCUAAAAAAUGAUUCCUAUUCUCAAACAAGAAAUUGUAAAGAUAGAAAAGCUUUUGGAUAACUACCAGCAAUUCAUAAUGAAAGAAAGAGAUUUUACUGUUUCAUAAUUAUAGGAUCUGAUCAAGUUAAAUAUGCAGAUAUUGUAGCAUUCUUAGAUUGAUGAGCAAAUUAAGAAUAAUUUGAGAGAUAAGUUUGAAAUAAUAGACUUUAUCUAGCCUUUUUCAGUACAAGGAGCAAUUGUUUGCUUUAUUUUAAGCAAUUAUAACUAAGUUUUUGGAGGUUACAUUUCAAAAUCGAUAAAAGAUCGUCAUGGUUAUGGACCACAUAGCGGAGGCUUUUAGUAGAGUGGUCAUAAUGAUGAUAGAGCAUUUUUAUUUAGUUUAUCAAAUAAUAAGGUAUUUAGACAAAUAGAUCGUUUUGAAAAUUCUGUAUGCUCUUACAAAGAUAGAAUACUAUCUUUUGGAAGUUCUGGCCUAGCUUUGUUAAAUAAUUGUAUGAAUAAAUAAGAAAGUUUUGCUCAUUUAGGUUAUGAAUAUCAAACUUUGCCUGGCCAAUAAAAUAAUGAAGAUUUUAAGAAGAAGUAUUUAUCAGGUGGUGAAAAAUUCUAGGCUCUUGAAUUUGAAAUUUACAAGGUCUUGUUUGAUUGA
Molecule: messenger RNA, 1032 nt
Organism: Stylonychia lemnae
Lineage: Eukaryota; Ciliophora; Spirotrichea; Sporadotrichida; Oxytrichidae
Source: the annotation of a GenBank genome assembly